This is a messenger RNA of Symbiodinium necroappetens, 927 nucleotides long. NCBI's taxonomy places the organism in Eukaryota, Dinophyceae, Suessiales, Symbiodiniaceae. The record is from the annotation of a GenBank genome assembly.
AUGGCGAGGUUUCAGCCAGAGGAAGGUGACCGUUUCACCGCCAUCUCUGGCACCCCGGGCAUUGAGCGUGGAGAGGCUUACGAGAAUUUGAUAAGAGAUCGUCUGGAGACUCAACAUGACCCAGUUUGGCGCACGGUGAAGUUGCCGGACAACCUCAAUGUUGACGAAAAUACAACGAACCGGCUGGAAGGCCUGCAUCGCCAUGUGGUCAAGGUUUUCAUUGAGAGCGCGGGGGAGGAGACGUGGCAAAAGGUGACUCGAGGACAACAAAGACAGACGGGACACGAUCCUCUUCGCCAGGGCAGCUGUGAUCUGGUCGUGAUGCAAAGCAUGGACAUUGUGCAGAUGCUGAAGCAGCAAGCGCGGCCCCUCUUUGGGGGGCAAACGUGGGAAGCGGCUCCAGACCGUCCUGCACUGAUCGAGGUCACUUUCUGUUCUGCGCUGAUUUGGCUGAAGGUGUACCAACUUGAAAGAUUCCUGACGCUGGUUUUAUGCAUGGGCGGGGUUGCAAUCGAAGUUGUCUCAGCAGGUGUGAUCAUCAAUGGUCAGCCCCUCACCUGCGAGUGGGCAGAAGGAUUGCAGCACUUCCCAAAAAAUGGCCCAGUGCGGACGCUUGUGGAAAUGGGGAGGUUCCACAUAGUGCACAUGCCAAUGGCACGAGUAGAUGAAGUCGACAGGAUCUUCGAAAAGCUGGACACCAAAACUCAAGAGCUGGACACCAAAACUCAAGAGCUGGACACCAAAACUCAAGAGCUGGACACCAAAACUCAAGAGCUGGACACCAAAAUUCAAGAACUGACCUCUGCUCGCUCGGAGCUCGUUCUGCGUGGCUGGGUCAUUGCUGGAGUUGCUUGCCUCGCUGUUCUGAGUGUAGUCAUAAACAUAUGUCUUCUCCUACCAAUGAGCUCUCCUGGACAGGAGCUGUGA